UCCUAACCCCCCUUUCAUCUACAGACUCGUAUUCUAUUCCGGCUAAAUAGUCCAUCGUUCCAUCUGAUUGGAAAUAUUGAUUUCUUUCUCUCUGUUCUUCAUUACCUUCCCAUCCCCCAAUCCAUUCGGAUUUUGGCGAGUGACUACUUUGCGGACUGGCGCGGCACUUGACCCUCCGCUGCCACGCUGACUAGUCUCUCGUGCUAUUUUGGGGGGACCGUUACCAUAUCUUUCCCCCCAGCCCCGGAAUUUCUUUGCGCAAACACGAAGGGCGGUGACGGAUCCCUCGGUUCAUCGAUCUGGACCAUAUAAUUCUGUCGCAUCGUGCUUGAAUUCCUCCCCCCACCCCACCACCCCCCGUCUCAUCGCACGCUCCCGUCAUGGUCACUGGCAAAUCCCAGGGCGCCGAGGCGUUUCAAACGCUGCCUACGACAGCGUCUCCACCUAGGUUUAUCGCCGCAUCGCCACCGUCGAAACGCGACUUGACAUCGUGGUGGAAACAGUUCAAGAGGAAUACGAGGAAAGAGGUGCCAAAAGAAAAGCCGCAGGGUAUUUUCGGAGUCCCCCUCAACGUGAGCAUCAAGUACGCCAACGUCGCCAUUUCCCUGACCAAUGACAAUGGUGAGAGCUUUAUUUACGGCUACGUGCCCAUCGUCGUCGCCAAGUGUGGGGUGUUUUUGAAGGAAAAAGCGACGGAUGUCGAAGGCAUUUUCCGACUCAACGGAUCCGCCAAACGAAUCAAGGAUCUACAGGAUAUUUUUGACUCCCCCGAGCGAUAUGGGAAGGGACUGGACUGGACGGGAUACACGGUGCACGACGCCGCUAACGUUCUGCGUCGGUAUCUGAACCAACUCCCCGAGCCGAUCGUCCCGCUGGGCUUCUACGAGCGCUUUCGCGAGCCCCUACGCAUCUAUCAGAGGCAGGUGCAGUCCGGAGGGCCUACAAACGAGGGAGAGACGUUUGACCACCCGAAGGCGGUCGCAGCAUACCAGCAGUUGAUCCGAGAGCUCCCCCCGUUGAACAAGCAACUGCUCCUAUAUAUUCUGGACCUCUUGGCUGUCUUCGCUUCCAAGUCUGACCAGAAUCGAAUGACGUCGGCCAACCUGUCCGCCAUUUUCCAGCCCGGACUGCUUUCCCAUCCCCAGCAUGAUAUGUCGCCGGACGAAUACAAGCUGAGUCAAGAUGUGUUGAUCUUCCUGAUUGAAAACCAGGAUCAUUUCUUGUUCGGCAUGAAUGGUACCGCUGCAGACGAGGCGACGGUCAAGGAAGUAGAGGGUGGUAUGACCCCUCGAGCGACCUCGCACUCCACGGUUCGGCGCUCGGUCUCGAGCGCGAGCGGCGGUGCAGAGAGCUUCCGAAAGUAUGACAGCCUGCGCCGGAACGUCUCGGUGUCAUCGAAGAAUUCUCGUAAUUCCAACACGGCCAGCCCCGCAUCCCCGACGUCCUUGGGCGCCGUUGGCGUCCACCGCAGCAAUACGCUACCGUCGAAAAUGUCCCCGGCUAUCGCGCAAGCCAGAUACAGUCGAGUGACGGAAGCCACCGGCGGGAACACCCCCGGGCGGACCUCCACGCAGCGCUCGCGCUCGCCUAGCCAGGCACCACCGCCGGGCCCCGAGCAGAAACCGCAACCCACGGCACAGGGAGAUGAGGCAGCAACGGGUCUUGUGUAUGUGCAUACAUCAACCCAUGGCCCGAUUCCGGUUACCAAGGGGCCGACCAGCCAACCGCCUACUAGUCAUCCGCUCACGAGCCAUCCGCCUACAAGCUACCCGCCCAUCCCUGAAAAGCCGGCCCAGGACACUUUAGCGGUGCCCUCUUCACCUCCGCCGGCCGCUGUGACACCGACCAAGGAGCGCAAGCUGUCCAGCUUCUUCACCAAGUCCCCGCCGUCGGGGAGUGAAAAAGAGCCACGACAGCCCAAACGGCUCCAGAAGAAACGGAUCCCAGGAAGCGCCAGUGCCAGUGCACAGAGCUCAUCCCAAUCACUCCAAGCUGCCACAUCUGAUUCUGGUAUCGGGAUUCCACCGCCUCGCGCAUCUGAUCCUAACGACGCCGGAGGUGAUACACCGAGACCCCCGAACGCCAGUAACCCCGAAGAUCAUUCUCCCGAAGGGAAGAUUGAGAAGUCAGGAGGUCAGAGCGAGAGUGGACAUCCUGCCGACACUACUUUGAGACCGUACGGGUCACGCACUCCAUCGAUGAACUCACGGUCAUCGUUCACCGAUUUUUCGGACGCUGAUCCCAUUGACGACACAUCUCGAGCCGAGCGCAAAGAGCAUCGGCGAAGCUGGAGGUUUCAUCGAUCAUCCAAACGGAGCAAUGAACAAAUCGGCCUCGGCCUCGGGUCCCCGCCACUCUUGGCUUCUAAUCCGGGGGCGGACCUUAGCACGAGCUCGUUUGGUAGUUGGCAUCACUCCAGCAAGAGCUCGCCGUCUGAUCUCCAGCAGUUCGCCAGCGAACACUCAUUCCAGCCGCUUAGCCUGGAUGCCGAAGUGAACAAUAAUGGCAAGGACUCGUCCGAGCCGGAGAAACGUAGUUUGUUCGGGAAAUUCAAGGCCAAGGUUGCACAAGUGCGAGACGGUGUCAAGGACUCCGAACGGGAUCGAACAAGGAGUCCUCCUGUCCAUUCCGACCCGGAAAUGUCUGCCUCCAGCCUGACACUAUCUCCUUCCAGUAAGGAUACCGGCCACCUCCGGCCUGCUCCGCCGCCGCCAAUCGAUGCGAACAAGGAAGUCAAAGAGGCACAAAGCCCUCCAGUUUCCCCUCUCCCCGGGUCAGGUAUGCCUCCAGCGAUCCCGGAGGAACCGCGCACCCCUGAAAGCCCUGUCGCGCCCGUCAACACGGAGGUAAAGAAGGAAAACGGAGAGGUCGAGACGGCAGCCGCAACAACCCUCCCAACUUUUGAAUCUCACAAGGGAGAUAUCGAGACAUCUCAGUUCCUUGGCAAUUAGUAUACUCUUAGCAUGAGGCGGUCUUGAACACAUCCGACGAACCUCAGAUUUUUUUUUAGAACCCGUGGUCAUCUUCGUAUGUCAUCUUAAGGGUGCACCGGUAUUGCUGCGGGAGCCAGAAAUCCUGGUGAGAGUUUGGAUGGAUGAUAGAAUAGGCUUAUUUUUUUUAUUUCAUUUGUUUUUCAUACCCCGUUUUUUCUUGGUGAUGCCUGAUGGGUCAUGAUUCAUGUAUGUAUGUUGCUCUCCUUGGCUUGGUUGCCAUGUUGAAUAGGACGGUUAGCGUUGAGCUCUCUGGAUGGGAUAUAUAGAGCUUGGAU
This is a messenger RNA of Aspergillus alliaceus, 3268 nucleotides long. Its product is annotated as putative Rho GTPase activator (Sac7). NCBI's taxonomy places the organism in Eukaryota, Fungi, Ascomycota, Eurotiomycetes, Eurotiales, Aspergillaceae. Gene Ontology annotation, biological process: signal transduction; regulation of fungal-type cell wall organization; activation of GTPase activity. Bases 381 to 2951 code for a protein of 856 amino acids. Gene Ontology annotation, molecular function: GTPase activator activity. The record is from RefSeq and is a predicted model, not a curated record. Gene Ontology annotation, cellular component: cell cortex. The transcript is spliced from 3 exons.